Molecule: messenger RNA, 2484 nt
Organism: Penicillium daleae
Lineage: Eukaryota; Fungi; Ascomycota; Eurotiomycetes; Eurotiales; Aspergillaceae
Product: NEDD4 family E3 ubiquitin-protein ligase
Exons: 8
Coding region: 1-2484 (827 amino acids)
Biological process (GO): ubiquitin-dependent protein catabolic process
Molecular function (GO): protein binding; ubiquitin protein ligase activity
Source: RefSeq, a predicted model, not a curated record
AUGGCUUCUAAUCUGCCAGCCCAGCCAAACCUCCGAGUCACGAUUAUCGCGGCGGACGGUCUUUACAAGCGCGAUGUCUUCCGUUUCCCCGAUCCCUUCGCCGUGGCCACGGUUGGCGGGGAGCAAACUCAUACUACCUCUGUGAUUAAGAAGACCUUGAACCCAUACUGGAAUGAGCCGUUCGAUCUACGAGUCAACGAAGACAGUAUUCUUGCGAUUCAGAUCUUCGAUCAGAAGAAGUUCAAGAAGAAGGAUCAGGGUUUCCUCGGUGUGAUCAAUGUGCGCAUCGGCGAUGUCAUCGAUCUUCAGAUGGGGGGUGAUGAAAUGCUCACCCGGGACCUCAAAAAAUCAAACGACAACCUCGUCGUUCACGGAAAGCUAAUCAUCAACCUGUCCACUAAUCUGACCGCCCCGACCCAGACCCAGGCCAACGGCCUUCAACGUCAACAGGUACAGUCUUCAACCUCAAGCGGCCUUGUGCCACAGGUUGCGUCUUCCUCGUCCACACCCCAGGCUGGUCCAAUCAAUCUUGAUACACCUGCCGCUGCGUCUAGCGGGUCACUCAGCAACCGGGCUUCCCUAACUCACCCCCCGCCCGGUGCUCCAAACGGAUCCGCUCCGCCUGGCGCCAAUGCUCCCUCGCGCGCCAACUUGAGUUCAUUCGAGGAUAGUCAGGGUCGACUACCUGCGGGCUGGGAACGUCGAGAGGAUAAUCUGGGACGGACAUAUUACGUGGACCACAACACGCGCACCACGACCUGGUCUCGACCCUCGGCCAACUACAACGAACAUACCCAGCGCAGUCAGCGUGAAGCGAACAUGCAACUGGAGCGACGCGCUCACCAAAGCCGAAUGCUCCCCGAGGACCGUACCGGUGCCAAUUCCCCCAACCUGUCCGACGGCCAACAACCUACUACUCCACCACCUGGUGCCGCCGCCUCUCCCGCCGCAGCUGCCGCUGGCGGUACAGGUUCUCAAGCCAAUGCAGUAUCCAUGAUGGCCACUGGAGCAACCACUGCAGGAACCGGAGAGCUUCCACCAGGAUGGGAACAAAGGCAUACUCCGGAAGGACGAUCAUACUUUGUCGAUCAUAAUACGCGCACCACGACCUGGGUUGAUCCCCGCCGUCAGCAGUACAUUCGCAUGUACGGCCAGAACCAGAACCAGGGCGGAAACAACACCACCAUCCAGCAACAGCCCGUCUCCCAGCUCGGACCGCUGCCGAGUGGCUGGGAAAUGCGUCUCACCAAUACUGCUCGGGUGUACUUUGUGGAUCACAACACGAAGACAACUACUUGGGAUGACCCCCGCUUGCCUUCGUCGCUUGAUCAGGGUGUUCCGCAGUACAAGCGUGAUUUCCGUCGCAAGCUGAUCUACUUCCGCUCGCAGCCUGCUCUUCGGAUUAUGUCUGGACAGUGCCAUGUCAAGGUCCGCCGUAAUAACAUCUUUGAGGAUUCGUACGCCGAGAUUAUGCGUCAGAGCGCAUCGGACCUCAAGAAACGCUUGAUGAUCAAGUUUGACGGUGAAGAUGGUCUCGACUACGGUGGUCUUUCUCGUGAAUUCUUCUUCCUCCUUUCCCACGAAAUGUUCAAUCCCUUCUACUGUCUCUUCGAAUACUCCGCCCACGACAAUUAUACCCUGCAAAUUAAUCCCCACUCUGGCGUCAACCCCGAGCAUCUGAACUACUUCAAGUUCAUCGGCCGAGUCGUUGGUUUGGCAAUUUUCCAUCGCCGUUUCCUGGACUCCUUCUUCAUCGGUGCCUUCUACAAGAUGAUGUUGCGCAAGAAGGUGAGUCUACAGGAUAUGGAGGGUGUCGAUGAAGAUCUGCAUCGCAACUUGGCGUGGACCUUGGAUAAUGAUAUUGAGGGAAUUGUUGAGCUCACUUUCUCCGUGGAUGAUGAGAAGUUUGGAGAGCGCCGCACCAUUGAUUUGAUACCCGGUGGUCGGGACAUUCCCGUCACCAACGAGAACAAGGCGCAGUACAUUGAGCUGGUGACGGAGUGGAAGAUCAUGAAGCGGGUUGAGGAGCAGUUCAACGCGUUCAUGUCCGGAUUCAACGAGUUGAUCCCGGCUGACCUUGUCAACGUUUUCGACGAGCGCGAGCUGGAGCUGCUCAUUGGUGGUAUCGCCGACAUCGACGUUGACGACUGGAAGAAGCACACCGACUACCGCGGCUACCAGGAGCAGGACGAGGUCAUCCAGAACUUCUGGAAGAUCGUCCGCAGCUGGGACGCCGAGCAGAAGUCGCGUCUGCUGCAGUUCACCACGGGUACCUCGCGUAUCCCCGUCAACGGCUUCAAGGAUCUGCAGGGUUCGGAUGGCCCCAGACGGUUCACCAUCGAGAAGUCGGGUGACCCUUUGGCUCUGCCGAAGUCUCACACCUGCUUCAACCGUCUGGAUCUGCCUCCGUACAAGACCCACGACACCUUGGAGCACAAGAUGACCAUCGCGGUAGAGGAGACGCUCGGAUUCGGACAGGAAUAG